CACAGCACCGAGCACCGACGAUCACGACAACAAUGGUGGUGGACAACAAUGUGGAGGGACUUGCUGCGGAGGCUUCUUCUUCCCCUGCAGCGGCUAAACUGGCAAGCCCCACUUUGACAAUAGCAAGCAUUGUUUGUUUCAUCUGACUAGCGUAAGGAAAUCUCCGGCAACCAGUAGCACCAAAACAACCACUUCUUUGUUGCAUUUUAUUGAUUUCUUACCGGAUUCUUAAUCAAUCAGUUGAUCCAUAACCAAUUACUCAUCAUUGUCAAAGGAGGAGUGGUGAAUUUAGAAGUUCGUUCUAUUCUUCUACUCGCUUCGGUCAUCCUUUGCUUCUUUCCCGUAUUUCAUAUCUGAAAAGAUCCAUUCAACAAUAAAUGGGAGAAGCUAAUGACAGUGAAAAGGAGACAAGGAUAGUUUUUGUGACUGUGGGCACGACUUGUUUCGAUGCUCUUGUCAGAGCAGUUGACACUGAGGAAGUAAAAGAAGAGUUGUUAAAGAGAGGAUAUACCCAUCUUCACAUUCAAAUGGGUCGUGGAUCGUAUGUACCAACAAAGUCUUCUGGAGAAGAUGGGUCCUUAGCUGUAGAGUACUUUACAUUUUCUCCAAGCAUUGCAGAUUAUCUAAGAUCAGCAUCUCUUGUUAUCAGCCAUGCAGGGUCAGGAAGCAUAUUUGAGACACUAAGGCUGAGAAAACCAUUAAUUGUGGUAGUUAAUGAGGAUUUGAUGGACAAUCAUCAGAGUGAGUUGGCUGAAGAACUUGCAGAGAGGAAACAUCUACUCUGUGCUCUUCCCCAAAUGCUCUACCCAACUAUUGCAGGCAUGAUACUCGACUCUCUUGUUCCUUACCCACCAGGAGAUGCUACCCCAGUUUCGAAGAUCAUAAACAGAUUUUUAGGAUUCCCCGAUGAUUAAUCUAACUGCUGAGUCAAUGUUUGGCAGAGGUAUAAAUUUGUGGUCUUGAUUUGGUUUAUCAGCUGUUUCGUUUGAGCAGCAAAUUGCAUUGUUGUUGCUAUGCAUGAUGUUGUUAUUUUACUUUCUUGAGCUUAAGAGGAGCUUAAAAGAUCAGAAAUUUAGUGAAGGACAGAGUAGUCCAUUGAUUUGCGGGGUUCCUGGUGGAUGAGCCUGCAUAUUCCUUAAGUAGAUCCCUCUAUACGAAGGCUUCUUCUACCCAUAUCUUUCAUGGAAAAUUAAAUUUACUUAGGCUGUGUUUGCUCUA
This is a messenger RNA of Macadamia integrifolia, 1218 nucleotides long. Its product is annotated as UDP-N-acetylglucosamine transferase subunit ALG13 homolog. Gene Ontology annotation, biological process: dolichol-linked oligosaccharide biosynthetic process. The coding region runs from base 378 to 914 and encodes 178 amino acids. Gene Ontology annotation, molecular function: hexosyltransferase activity. Gene Ontology annotation, cellular component: UDP-N-acetylglucosamine transferase complex; extrinsic component of endoplasmic reticulum membrane. The transcript is spliced from 4 exons. The record is from RefSeq and is a predicted model, not a curated record. Lineage: Eukaryota; Viridiplantae; Streptophyta; Magnoliopsida; Proteales; Proteaceae.